Engraulis encrasicolus (European anchovy) is the source of this 1239-nucleotide messenger RNA. RefSeq names its product ADP-ribosyl cyclase/cyclic ADP-ribose hydrolase 1. Gene Ontology annotation, biological process: positive regulation of B cell proliferation. Gene Ontology annotation, cellular component: plasma membrane. The transcript has 10 exons. NCBI's taxonomy places the organism in Eukaryota, Metazoa, Chordata, Actinopteri, Clupeiformes, Engraulidae. The coding region runs from base 248 to 1102 and encodes 284 amino acids. Gene Ontology annotation, molecular function: phosphorus-oxygen lyase activity; NAD+ nucleosidase activity. The record is from RefSeq and is a predicted model, not a curated record.
CUGGUGGGGCCAUGCUUUCGCCUUUCCUCCUGUGCUGUUCCAGUAGUACAGUAAGGUGUAUACUGUAGUUAGCGGCUUCAGUGGACUUCAAUGUCAACAACUCAGUUGCAUACCACGACGUACCCUGUGAAAAGACUGUUUUAAGUUUUACCUCGGCUGAAAGUUGUAUCGUCAUUGUCAGUGUGAAAAUAAUCAACCGUCAGCAUGGAAGAGAAAGUCAGCAUACAAUAACACUUUGGGCCAUUGGAUGGAGCCACCAUCCAGCCAUCUGCCGUCCACCAUGAUACUAGGGAUGGUUCUCAUUCUUGUGGCCCUGGAAGAGGUGAACGCUGCGAUGAUAGGAACCACUCCAAACUUAAAAAGCAUUGUGAUUGGGCGAUGCUAUAAUUACAUCACUCUAAUCAACCCUGGCUCCAGGUUUGACUGUGAGGGGAUUUGGAGGGAGUUUGAGGAGGCCGUGGUGAGGAGGACACCCUGCAGUGUUCAGGUCAAAGACUACCAGCGCAUGUUCCACGCCACUCCACAGAAGCUACCCUGUGAUAAGCUGCUGUUCUGGAGCAAGACUCAUGAGCUGGUGCAUAACUACUCUGCGUUGACGCGACACUUCUGGACUUUGGAAGACACCCUGGUGGGAUACAUGUUUAACGACCUCAUCUGGUGCGGGGAGGAGGAGCAAGACAGAGGAUUUAAUUUCAGUGCAUGUCCUCUGUGGUCAGAGUGUGUGCACCAUCCAGUCUACUCCCUCUGGAAACAGGCAUCCCAAAAUUUCGCUGAGGCAGCCUGCGGUAACAUCACGGUCAUUCUCAAUGGGUCCAUUAAAGAUGCCUUCAACAGGAACAGCAUGUUUGGGGGAGUGGAGCUGGACAGCCUGAACCCCCGAAUGGUGAACUACGUCAACAUAAAGGUGGUGGCCAACCUGGAGGGCCCUCACAUAGAGUCCUGCACAAAGGGAUCCAUAGUGGAGCUGAUGAGAAUUCUCCAAUCCAGAGGAUUCCGCUGGACAUGCACAGACAAUGACCUGACCCUGACGAUCCUGCAGUGUCUGAGGAACCCCAGGCAAUACUCCUGCCUCACCUGCUCCAACAGCCUCAUGGCAGUAUGAUCCCCAGGCAAUACUCAUAUGAAAUAACACUUCAGUGAGGGGGGAUAAUCACUCUGCUCUCAUAUUAAAGUGAAAAUGGGAUUACAGAAAAUUUCACAUUUUAGUUUGUUCAAUUUUUGCAUGAAAAGUUGCACAUU